Messenger RNA from Glarea lozoyensis ATCC 20868, 669 nucleotides. RefSeq names its product Alkaline phosphatase-like protein. Gene Ontology annotation, biological process: dephosphorylation. Gene Ontology annotation, molecular function: alkaline phosphatase activity. The record is from RefSeq and is a predicted model, not a curated record. The transcript has a single exon. Lineage: Eukaryota; Fungi; Ascomycota; Leotiomycetes; Helotiales; Helotiaceae. Bases 1 to 669 code for a protein of 222 amino acids.
AUGGUUGAGGCAUCUCGUAUUGAUCACGCCGCUCACGCCAACGAUCCAGUCGGUCAUCUCCACGACACACUUCAAUACAAUGAGGUGGUCGACUAUGUUCGUCGCUGGAUCAACCGUCACCCAGACACGCAGAUGCUCUCAGCUGCUGAUCAUGAAUGCGGUGGCCUCACACUCGUUCAGGAAGGCUACAACCCGCUGAUCCUCAAAGCUGCUAACUCUACCGUUGAAGCACUUGCCUCAGUCUUCUCCAAGUACACAGGAAACGACGCCGCUGGAUUUCUACGCACAGAUAUCUACCCAAGAUACGGUAUCACCAACCCCACUGCUGCCGAAAUCGCUCAACUUGUCCCACUGAAGAACUCAGGUAGCUUCACCAACGCUCUCGGAAAACAACUAAGUGCUCGUGCUGGAAUUAACUGGGCUACCGCUCAGCACUCCGCGGUCGACGUUUCAUUGUUCGGAUACGCUGCUGGCGACGAUAACAAGCUUUUGAGAGGUGAGAUGGGCGGGAACUGGGAUAACACGCAGUUGCCAGGUUACAUUGAGAAGGUUCUUGGCGUUAGGGUUCGCGAUGCUACUGCUGCACUUAGAAAGAAUGGUACUUCUUGGGUUGGAAAGAGGGAUUUGGAGAUGGAGAAGAGGAGCGAACACUCGCAUAGUCACAACUGA